UCAGUGGACCGAAUCAGGAACGACUGGACCACCUUGUCAUCCAACAAUAACAUAAACGCCGUAAUUCGAAUCUCGCCUUACAAGAUUACAUGAUUCUAUUCUUAAGGCAUAUUCUUAAGGCAAUUGUUUCCCCGAGCACCUCAUUCUUGCCUUACCCUCGAUAAUCAAAGCCCGGUCUCAAGUCCACCAGUCCCAGCCGCUGCCUCCACCGGAUCUUCCCCGACAUAUAUCGACUGACCUCAUAUCCGCUGUUGGCGGAGAAACCCCGCCGCCGCCUAUGUGGCUCGCGUUUUCAAGUUUUCAAUUGCAAUUGCCUGGCCUGGUGGUUUUGGCAAGGGUUUCAACCUGCUCUCACAUCCCACUCUGAAUUUCGACUUCCUAUCCCCUUGGCACCAAGUAGAGAAGCGCCAAGAUGGAUGCUAUGAACGCCGUGCUCAAAAACUUCAAGAAUAUCCCGUGUCCGGCAGGAGGCAAGUGUACUCAGUCAAACUGCCAAUGGAAGCAUGCAUGGGAUCAGGAACCCGCCGCAAGUAGCCGUGAUGGAGAGGCGGAUCAGCUUGGCCCUAGGAAGCGCCUCAAAGUCGGCCAAGGAGACGAGGCCUUGAAGGACGCGAAUCAGACCAAGGCGGCCAUCACCACUGCGAAGAAGCCAGUGUCACCACCGCCCUUAAAACGGAAGACACCGACGGCGACACAUGACGGGGCCGCUUCCAAGGAUUCCCCGUCAUCGACCACUUCAAAGCCUCCGACUCACUCGAGCCGAUCGUCAGUCAGUCGCACCCCUACGUCAGCUGCGGCGAGCCCAGCGAGUCCGCUCAAGAAGACGGCACCAAAAGCACCUCGUAAGCCUGAGGCUCUGAAUCCCAGACAUCUGAAGUCGUCGCCGGCAACCCACGAAUUCCGGUUCAGGGCUCUUGCUAUGCUGCACGAGCAAUUUGUCCGGCUGAACAACGAGCUAAAGAGAGAUGCCAGCAACGAGGAGGAGAAAUUAGUCCUAACUGACCAACAACUCAUAUGGAUCGCCCUGGAUGAGGAGGAGAAGCUCGCUACUGACAAGCCUCCCAUCUAUACUAACGUCAUCAAAAACCGUAUCACGAGCUACAAGCGUUUGACCGUUGCAAAAUGGAAGGAGGAACGUGAGGCUCAACGGAAAAAGGAACUCGCCGCUAUGACGGGCAAGGUAGCGAACAAGCCAGUCCUCGGGCCGCCGAAGGUCAUUCACACCGGCCUCACUCCCGAACAGGAAGUCGAGUUCCUCUCUCGUCUCCUUACUCCCAUCAAAGAUCUCGGGCAGUUCGGCUACGUCCCUUCCGUGCCUACUGAAGAUGACGUCCGGGAAGCCCACAAGGCGGAGGAGGCCGCAAAGGGUUGGGAGGUGUGUGAUCGAUGCGCGACGCGCUUCCAAGUCUUCCCUGGUAGGCGGGAGGACGGAGCGCUCACGUCGGCUGGCAAGUGUACCUUCCAUCCCGGUAAGCCAUACUUUCCCGAGAAACAACUAGGCGAUAAGUCCAGGGUCCAGAAGCGGUGGCGGUGCUGCAAGGAGGCCGUGGGAGACACGCCAGGCUGCACCAAGGCCGAAACACACGUCUUCAAGAUAAGCCACCCCAAGAGGCUAGCCACUGUGCUGCCUUACGCCGAGACACCCCCGAACCCGCUCGCCCCCACUAACAGGGCCGUCUGCUUUGAUUGCGAGAUGGGCUACACGGUUCGGGGCCUUGAACUUAUCCGCCUGACGGCAACGAGCUGGCCUGACGGCCAGGAGCUUCUGGACGUCCUCGUCCAACCCCUCGGCGAGAUCCUGGAUCUGAACUCGAGAUAUUCCGGCGUCUGGCCCGAGGAUAUCAUCAACGCCGAGCCCUUCUCCCUGGCAAAGAGCGACGACGACCAGCCGCCUCUCCCGGGCCAAACCUCGGCAGAGGAUAGAGAGGAGGGCGAACUCGAGGACGUCGGGCCUCCGAAAACGAAGAAGAAGAAGAAGAUGCAGAUCGUCUCCUCCCCCGCCGUGGCCCGUGACCUGCUCUUCUCCCUCAUCUCUCCCGCGACCCCGCUGAUCGGCCACGGCCUCGAGAACGACCUCAACGCCGUCCGCGCCGUCCACCCGACCCUCGUUGACACGGUGCUCCUCUACCCGCACAAGCGCGGCCUGCCGAUCCGCCACGGCCUCAAGGCCCUGAUGGAGGCGCUGCUGAACAGGGCCAUCCAGGUCGAGCAGACGACGGACGACGGGAAGCCCAUCGGCCACGACAGCGCAGAGGACGCGAGGGCCGCGGGCGAGCUCGUCCGCCUCAAGGUCCAGCAGGAGUGGGCCCGCUUGAAGGGGCUGGGGUGGACGCUGGUGGAUGGUGAGUUCGUGCCGCCCGUGGGAGAGGGCGAUGGGAAGGGUGGGGGGAGCCUGACCGAGGCAUUUCUGGAGAAGCAGCAGCCUACUACUGCUGAUGCGCCUGGUGCUGGCUCGUGAGCCCACGCCAGCUUGAGACUACGGGUUGCCGGGUUUUCUGGGGUACAGGCAGUUGCCGCCCAGGCCCGGAAGACCAGCGAGUUUCUUCAAGUGUUGGAACGAAUCAAGGUGCAGAAUUGGAUCCCAAAUCGGCGGAAAAGCAUACAGUGAUCUACCUAGUCAUCAGCACAUUUCAAGUGCUUAGAUGGCUCCACCCGUUGGGAGAGGCUCAUGAUAGCCAUUCACGUACCUAGGAGCGUU
Molecule: messenger RNA, 2698 nt
Organism: Phialemonium atrogriseum
Lineage: Eukaryota; Fungi; Ascomycota; Sordariomycetes; Cephalothecales; Cephalothecaceae
Exons: 1
Coding region: 413-2458 (681 amino acids)
Cellular component (GO): nucleus
Molecular function (GO): nucleic acid binding; exonuclease activity
Source: RefSeq, a predicted model, not a curated record